GAGAGAUCUCCGUGAUGAGCACGAUCCUCUGUUUUUCCAAUUUUAUCGAAGUCGAUCGUCUCCCUUUCCAAUUUUAUCGGUUCUCUGCGAAGAGACAAUGGCCGUCUCUUUUUAUUAUUCUUCCUGUAAGUGCUUGUCCUCGGUCUCGAUUUCCUCCGUCCGUUCUCGGCUCCAAGGUUUCCGACGGAGUCCGAAUUUUGAUUUGUCCCAAAAUCUGUUCUGGGGAGGUUGAAUCGGUAGGCAUAGGUCGACGGAAAGAUGGGAUCGGCGACGGCGAUCGACUUGAGCCGUACGAAAGUGGCUAAAACUGGUAGUAAGAGGGUGUCUGAGGCUGCUUCGGUGGAGGUGGUUCUCCCCCGGAAGACGCCUUGCCGGGCGGCAGUGAUCGCGUCGCGGCCAAACCUCAAGGAGAAAUCGAUCCGGUUGCCGGAGAAGCAGGACCUUAUCGUCUCAAAGACAGAUCAGGUGGUUGAGGAUGAGGUUGCUGCCGUGAGCUUGACGGUUGAUGGCCCUGAGGAUGAUUCCGGCGUCCCCCAGAGGGGGCUAUUUGAUUUCAUCAUCCAUGACGAGGAUGGAGUUGCUCAGCCAUUGGAGAUGCUCGAAGUGCAGGAUCUCUUCGUCUCUGGGCUCAUCCUCCCACGAGGCAAGGGGUCCCCGGAUCGUUCUUUGGGCGUUAUGUGCGAGGGUUUUGGGCGGAUCGAGAUGUGGUCGAUCUCUGGCUUUGAGACAGGAUCGCCAACUGUCUGGGUCGGCACCGAGGUUGCUGAAUACUCAUGCCUGAAGCCGGCACCGUCUUACAGGAGGCACUUCGACUUGUUCUUUGACAAGGCCUUGCUGUGCGUUGAAGUGUUCAAGAAGCUCUCCAAGUCAUUUGGAGGAGACCCAAGAGUAGGGUUGGAGGAAUUGAUUGCCGGGACCAUUCGGUCGUUGACCGUGAAUGAUAAUUUCUCUGGUGGGAACCCAACAAAGGAGUUCAUCGUUUCCCAGGGAGAGUUUGUGUUCAAUCAAUUAGUAGGAUUCGACGAAGAGGAGUCCAUGAUGAUGGCAACUAUCCAAAAUGGCCGUUUCUCUGAGAUGCCUGCAUUGAUUGCAUUGCGAGACGAUUGCAGACAACUUCGAUUUUCGUCAUUUAGACCUCCCGGGAGCAUAAAGAUCUGUGAAAACUCUACUGGUGGUUCAGUUGAUGGGGAGAUGCACAAGAGUGAGAAAAUGGCCAGGUUACUGCAUGAAGAGGAGCUUUGGAAGGCGAUGAAGCAGCAAAAAGUGAAAUCCCGAGGUAGUUCUAGGAAGACUCAGUACUAUAUAAAGAUUAAUGAAUCUGAGAUAGCUGCGUAUUAUCCAUUGCCAGCAUUUUAUAAACCGUCUGCUCAUGAGACUAAUGAGUAUCUGUUCUUAGAGGAUGACGUUUACAUGCUCACUCCUGAUAUGCUCCCUCGGCGGACUUUGCAUGAUUGGGCUCUCUACAGUUCAGACUCAAGAUUGGUUCCACUGGAGGCUGUGCCCAUGCAGCAUGGAAUUGAAUCUGAUGUGCUCAUUUUCGGCUCUGGUUACAUGCUAGAUGAUGAUGGAAAUGGGUUCUGUGACUACGCAGAAAAUGGCGCUGGAGGAUCAGAUGCAGAUGGCGUGAAGGGGAUUCCCGUUUAUCUCAGUGCUGUCAAGGAAUGGGUGAUUGAAUUUGGUGGGUCAAUGUUAUUUGUAUCAAUCAGGACGGACGGUGCAUGGUAUCGACUAGGCAAGCCUUCAAAGCAGUACUCUCCAUGGUUCCAACCUGUUGUCAAGAUUGCGAAGGUUGCCAUCUCCAUUAUCAAAAUGCUAAAGAAUGAAAGCCGGGUGUCCCGCCUUUCUUUUUCUGAUGUUGUUAAGAAAGUUGCUGACUUGGACAAGUCUGAUCCUACUUUUGUUUCAAGCAGUCCAGCGGCGGUCGAGAGAUAUUUGGUCGUGCAUGGGCAAGUAAUCCUUCAACAAUUUGCUGAAUUCCCCGACGAGACGAUUAGAAAAAGUGCAUUCAUCAAUGGCCUCUUGACAAAAAUGGAGCAAAUGCGCCACACCAAGCUGGUGAUGAAGAAAGUGACAUUGAGAAAGGAAGCUAAUCAGAAUCCUGUAGCAAGGAAAACAACGCGGGCAACGAUGACAAAGUUGAUCAAUCGUAUUUGGGGUGAAUAUUAUUCAAAUUACUUGCCUGAGGAGGACGCCCAGGAAGGGACUCCAACGGAUGAAGAAAAGCCAGGAGAAGAGGAAGAGAUGGAAGACAAUGAGGAUGAUGAGGAUGAAGAGGAGAUAACUGAUGUAGUGCCAAAAGCAUGUGAGAAGCCUUCUCCUUCAAUAAAGUCAUCAAAGACCAAGCCCACAGCUAGUCAGGCCAAGUGGAAGGGAGCCUCACUUGGAAAGCUAAAGUCUGGUGAAUCACUGUAUCGUGAGGCAAACGUUCGUGGGACUGCCAUUGCUGCUGGUGGUGCCCUGCUGGCAGAAACUGAUGAUAGGUUGCUUAUACUGUUCGUUGAGUACAUGUUUGAGAAAUCCAAUGGCUUGAAGGUGAUACAUGGCAGGGUCCUGCAGAGAGGCUCUGAGACUGUACUUGGUAAUGCAGCAAAUUCAAGAGAGCUGUUCCUGACAAAUGAAUGUGUCGACAUAGAACUCGAAGGUGCGAAGGAGACAUUAGUGGUUGAACUUCGACAAAGGCCAUGGGGGCAUGAACACCGAAAGAAGAAUGCUGACGCAGAUAGACUUGAUAGGUUGAGGGCAGAAGAGCGAGAAAAGAAGGGCUUGCCUAGCGAAUAUUACUGCAGGAGCCUUUAUGCACCAGACAGAGGUGCUUUCUUUUGUGUGCCUUAUGAUACAUUGGGAUUAGGGAAUGGUUCUUGCUAUGCUUGCAGUGUCAGAGAGGCUUGUGCUGAACAUUUCAGUGUACUUCCUGGAAAGUCGGGUUUUGUUCACAAGGGAGUGCAAUAUUCAGUCAACGACUUUCUCUACGUAAAUCCACAGGAAUUUUCAGCAGAGUCAGGGGUGCACAGCGAGAAGUUUAAGGCAGGUAGGAACGUUGGUCUAAGGGCAUAUGUGGUGUGCCAAUUCUUGGAGAUAGAAGUUUCCAGCGGGUCCAAGCAUGCCGAUUCAAAGUCCACAAAGAUCAAAGUUCGAAGAUUUUUCAGGCCAGAAGAUGUUGGGCAGGAGAAGGCGUAUGUUUCAGAUAUCAGAGAAGUUUACUACAGCAAUGAGACACGAACCAUCGCUGCAGAGAGCGUUGAGGGGAAAUGCAAGGUCAGAAAGCAGCACAGUCCCCCUGAUACGAAUACGCUUGCUAUCUUUGACCAUGUUUUCUUUUGCCACUGUAUCUAUGAUCCUGCCAACGGCUCUCUCAAGGAGUUGCCUGUCUCUCUGCGAUUUGAGCCCUCUAAGCGCAAGGCAAAAGACAAAGGAAAAAGCAUUCAAGGAGAAGAAAGACAGACAAAUGGCGAAGAUGCAGAGGGAAAUAUUGAAACAUCAGAAAGGUUGGCUACACUUGAUAUUUUUGCUGGAUGUGGCGGUUUGUCUGAGGGGUUGCAGCAGUCAGGGGUUUCAAUGACUAAAUGGGCUAUUGAACAUGACGCUGCUGCUGCUGAAGCAUUCAAACUUAACCACAGAGAAGCACAAGUGUUUAAUGAAGACUGCAAUGUGAUUUUGAGGGAAAUAAUGGAAAGAUGUGGUGAUAAAGAUGACUGCGUUUCUCCUCCUGAGGCAGCUGACCUUCCUUCCAACCUGAGUGAGGACCAGAAAAAAAAUCUGCCUCUCCCUGGUCAAGUGGAUUUCAUUAAUGGUGGACCUCCUUGUCAGGGAUUCUCGGGAAUGAAUCGACACAAUCAAAGCACCUGGAGCAAGGUCCAAUGUGAAAUGAUCUUGGCAUUCCUCUCCUUUGCUGAUUACUUCCGGCCAAGGUUCUUUUUGCUGGAGAAUGUAAGAAACUUUGUUUCCUUCAACAAGGGGCAGACUUUCAGAUUAACAGUGGCCUCGCUUUUGGAAAUGGGUUAUCAGGUAAGAUUUGGUAUCCUGGAGGCUGGUACAUAUGGUGUUGCUCAGUCUCGUAAACGUGCAUUCAUUUGGGCGGCUUCUCCAAAAGAGACAUUACCAGAAUGGCCUGAGCCUAUGCAUGUGUUUUCGAGUGUUCAAUUGAAAAUAAAACUUGGUGAAGGCUCAUAUUAUGCUGCUGUGAAAAGUACAGCAGGUGGGGCACCUUUCAGAUCGAUAACCGUAAAGGAUUCAAUUGGAGAUCUACCUCCUGUUUCAAAUGGAGCAUGCAAUCAGAAUAUUAUGUAUGGAAAUACAGCUUCAUGGUUCCAGAAACAAGUACGUUGUGAAAUGACUACUCUUGUUGAUCACAUAUCAAAGAAGAUGAAGGAAAUAAACUUGAUCCGAUGCCAAAGGAUUCCAAAGCGACCUGGUGCUGACUGGCAUGAUUUGCCUGAUGAAAAGAUAAAAUUGUCUUCGGGGCAAUUUGCUUAUCUUAUCCCGGUCGGUCUUCCUAAUUCAGCUGAAAGACAUAACCAGUGGAAGGGACUUUUUGGAAGGUUAGAUUGGGAAGGCAACUUCCCAACUUCCAUUACUGAUCCCCAACCUAUGGGAAAAGUUGGCAUGUGUUUCCACCCAGAACAAGAUAGAAUACUCACUGUUCGUGAAUGUGCCAGGUCACAGGGUUUUUCGGAUAAGUAUGUUUUCCAGGGAACCAUAAAAAACAAGUAUAGGCAGAUUGGAAAUGCAGUACCACCUCCACUGGCAUACGCACUUGGUUGGAAGCUCAAGGAAGUGGUGGAUACAAAGCACUAAGAUCCAAGUGCCUAGAUGUAAGCCUUUCACAAAAGUAGAUGUAAUUUGACAAUUUGCCUUGUCAAUUCUUCUACUUAUUUUCUAACUCAUUUGCGCAUACCAAGCUCUUCUUGUCCUUCAUUAUCUAUGAUUGAUAAUUUGAUGUCAUGUUACAAGCUGGAAAACCUUUUUUGUACAGGUAACAUGUUGUGCAAGGACUCAUAUAUU
Messenger RNA from Nymphaea colorata (pocket water lily), 5001 nucleotides. Its product is annotated as DNA (cytosine-5)-methyltransferase 1B-like. Gene Ontology annotation, cellular component: nucleus. The transcript has 10 exons. The coding region runs from base 259 to 4794 and encodes 1511 amino acids. The record is from RefSeq and is a predicted model, not a curated record. Lineage: Eukaryota; Viridiplantae; Streptophyta; Magnoliopsida; Nymphaeales; Nymphaeaceae. Gene Ontology annotation, molecular function: chromatin binding; DNA (cytosine-5-)-methyltransferase activity.